CAGAAGGCAACGGGUUCCUUUGCUUUCUCUCUCCCGCUCUCACUCUUUUCUUUUGAACCUGCAUACUAGCCCACUAAAUACGCAAACGGAUAGACACACAAACAUGUACUCCACUUCACCACGUCGCCAUCGUCAUCGCAAAAGAGCACGCCACUCUGGCAGCAUGACACCGGCACCUACACCCGUACCGACUGGAAUGUUUUGGCUACCCCACGGUACCACUGUUCCGCCAGUACCUCUGCACUAUAUGCCACAGUAUCCUGUGUCAAACUACGAAAGCAUAGAGUCAUCUUCAGAUACUACUUCUGACCAGGGUGAUAGUAGCGAUGAUGCUGAUGCCGACAUGAACGGCCGACCAUUCGCCAAAAAGAUGUUAGCCGAGCUACAAUGGAUACGCCAAUCCACCGAAAGUCUUUUGAAGCGUCAAAGCGACUUGGAACGGAAAUUGGAACAGUAUUUAAAGGCCGCCAAUGCAUCCUCAACUGCUGCAGCGUCUCAAUCAAAACUGCCACCCUCGAAAUCAAAGCAGUUUUCUUCGUCACGAGCACCAUCCAACAAUAACAACGCAUCUUCGUACACGCCAUCAGCAAAGGCAAAGACAUUAGCUACCGACAGGAUGAUGCGCCGUAAGGGCAAGGACAAAGUUUCCACGUCCCAGCUCGCUGAAGCCAUUUUCAGAAAGAGCAACGUCAAGAAGGAUCCUGCAAGGAAGCCCACCAAAGUAGUUAAAAAUCAUAUCCUUAGGUUGAUUGCUAGUCAGCCCGGCUAUGGUCAAAGUCUCGAAAAGGCAAUUAAAGGCUAUGAAAAGCUUUUGAAUAUCGGACGUGACGAAGUUACAGCCAUCCAAAAGGCGCUAGGUACACCUGGAGUAUGCCCAACUACAUUUGGUAAAGAAGAAGUGCGUCCACAUCGAGUCAAGGCAUGUGCCAAUUUAGAACGCUUGGCUUUGGCGCGAGUAAGUCCCAAGAUCGAUUUAUCGGCGUGUCCAGAUUCAUGGGCAGCGGAUUACCUUUUACGACGCGUAUGGGAAGCUAUUACGGCACGCCAGAGGGAAAACGAAAAAUAUAGGACGGCACUCCAGCAAAAAAAAAAGGUGCAAGAGUCCUCGUCGGACGGUGAUGUGCAGGACGAGCAGGCGGAUGAAAGAAGCGGCAGUUUUUCCGAAGAUGGCGACGACGUCGGUGCCGCUACUAGCCACUCAAAGCGCGUCCCAGAAGUGCGAAGUGCGACUUGACAUUUAAGGGCACAGUUCAAAGAAGUUCGUUUGGAGGCAGGCACCUUUGACACAUCUGUUAUGCUCCCUAAAUAGAUUAACUUUCGCCUCCUUACACUGAAGUGAGCUGUUUUAUCACCCCAACAAAAUUAUCCUUGCUUAAGCCAUACUGUACUUAUUACCUAUACUGCGUUUAUUAUGUAUCUGUAUAUAAAAACACUGUCAUCGG
Molecule: messenger RNA, 1442 nt
Organism: Zychaea mexicana
Lineage: Eukaryota; Fungi; Mucoromycota; Mucoromycetes; Mucorales; Lichtheimiaceae
Exons: 3
Coding region: 104-1234 (376 amino acids)
Source: RefSeq, a predicted model, not a curated record